Molecule: messenger RNA, 1664 nt
Organism: Peromyscus leucopus (white-footed mouse)
Lineage: Eukaryota; Metazoa; Chordata; Mammalia; Rodentia; Cricetidae
Gene: Aip
Product: aryl hydrocarbon receptor interacting protein
Exons: 7
Coding region: 175-1167 (330 amino acids)
Molecular function (GO): peptidyl-prolyl cis-trans isomerase activity; protein binding
Source: RefSeq, a predicted model, not a curated record
UUCGGGAUCACGUCAGCGUCUCGCGGGUAGCGGGACCCGUGGCGCCACCCAGAGGCGGCCUUGCCAAAAUGGCGCUUGCUCAGAAGGUGCCGAGGCUAUAGGAGUUGCCGAAGCAGGUCCGGAAGCUACCGAGCGAGUCCGGAAGUUGCCGAAAGAGAGCAGCGGGGAAAGAGGAUGGCGGAUCUCAUCGCAAGACUUCGAGAGGACGGGAUCCAAAAGCGUGUGAUACAGGAGGGCCAAGGAGAGUUGCCUGACUUUCAGGAUGGCACAAAGGCCACAUUCCACUUUCGGACGCUGCGCAGCGAUGAUGAAGGCGCCAUACUAGACGACAGCCGGACACGGGGCAAGCCCAUGGAGCUCAUCAUUGGCAAGAAGUUCAAGUUGCCUGUGUGGGAGACCAUCGUGUGCACCAUGCGUGAAGGGGAGAUCGCCCAGUUCCUCUGCGAUGUCAAGCAUGUAGUCCUGUACCCGCUGGUGGCCAAGAGCCUCCGCAACAUCGCUGAGGGCAAGGACCCCCUGGAGGGGCAGCGGCAUUGCUGUGGGAUCGCGCAGAUGCACGAGCAUAACUCCCUGGGUCACGCGGACCUGGACGCCCUGCAGCAGAACCCUCAGCCCCUUGUCUUCCACAUUGAGAUGCUGAAGGUGGAGAGCCCAGGCACAUACCAGCAGGACCCGUGGGCGAUGACGGAUGAGGAGAAAGCCAAAGCCGUACCACUCAUCCACCAAGAGGGGAACCGCUUAUACCGCGAGGGGCAGGUGAAAGAGGCCGCCGCCAAGUACUAUGAUGCCAUCGCCUGCCUCAAGAACCUGCAGAUGAAGGAACAGCCUGGGUCCCCUGACUGGAUCCAGCUGGACCUGCAGAUCACACCACUGCUACUCAACUACUGCCAGUGCAAGCUGGUGGCUCAGGAGUAUUACGAAGUGCUGGACCACUGCUCCUCCAUCCUCAACAAGUAUGACGACAAUGUCAAGGCUUACUUCAAGCGGGGUAAGGCCCAUGCUGCUGUGUGGAAUGCCCAGGAAGCCCAGGCUGACUUUGCCAAGGUGUUGGAGCUAGAUCCUGCCCUGGCGCCUGUGGUAAGCAGAGAACUGCGGGCCCUGGAGACACGGAUCCGGCAGAAGGAUGAGGAGGACAAGGCCCGCUUCCGAGGCAUCUUCUCCCACUGACAGGGCCUCGUUCCUGUCCUGCCCGCCCUGCCCAGCCCACUGCCGCCGCCACCUGUCGUCCCCCCCCCCCCCACUGCCACUUUGCGCUUCUGUGUAUAUAAAGGCCUUAUUUAUCUCUCUGGUCUGCAGAGCUAAUCCAUCCCAAGGCUGGUCAUCACUGGCUUAGUGGGAGGCAAGAGAUCAGGCUCUCAUCCUAGCUCCUUCUGGUCUGUUCUGAGGUCUCUGGGAGUGUUUCUUUCUGGCCAGUACUGGGCAGCGUCUGGAGCCUCUAGUAUUAAGUAGUAGAUAAAGCAGGCAUGGCCCAUACAGGCCACUGUAUUCCAGCCUCAGGUCCCAUGGUCCCCUAGCUUUGGCUUUUGGAGACAGAGAUUUCCUUGGGGGCAGGGGUAAGAAAGGCUGCAGAAUAGGAAGCCAUAUGACUUAUAAACUCCCAACACUGUCUGAGGCUAGGGGCAGGGGAAGGAAGUGACCUUGGGAAAAACACUCAGGACCCUUAG